AUGUCUUGGCUUCUCACUCAGACCAAUUAUACCAACCACGAAGAGGAAGAGCAAGAGGAGCGCCGCGCCCCUUCCCCGGACCCCCCCCCCUUCUCCCGACGCACCCUGUCCCGCAGCGCUGCAAGUCAAGUCCUGGAGAAGAGACCAGAGCGCCUCCUAGAGGCCCUCUUCUCCUGGAUCCAUUUGCGGAGAGAGAGUGGACUGGGCCUGAGGCGUUUGGCCGCAGAGCUGCAGUAUGUGAAGGACAACUACAGAGGGAAAAAGCCCCUGAGCAACAGCAUGGCCAGGCUGGGGGCCCGCUGCCUAUCAGGGGCCGGCCGGCGUGUGUCAGGGGUCCUGGGUGGCGCACAGGCCGGUGUCCAUGGUCACUCGGGGCUGGGUGCUGGAGUUCAUGGCCCGAGAGCACCUGCAGAGACCGGACAUCGUCAGGUCUGA
This is a messenger RNA of Knipowitschia caucasica, 435 nucleotides long. Lineage: Eukaryota; Metazoa; Chordata; Actinopteri; Gobiiformes; Gobiidae. The record is from the annotation of a GenBank genome assembly.